UAUGACGGAUAUGCCAAAGAUUCAACUAUAAAUAGGAAUAAUACGAAAACCAGUGAUUUGAUUAGCAAAUUAAUGUUUGCCACCAGAUAUAAAUAAUACUUUGUGUGAAUACAGCCUAUUCAGACAUGUUAAUUCGAUCAUAAUUUCAGCAGAUUUAUACAUUCAUAUUGAAUUUAAACGUCCGUUUUGAAAGAGGCGAUGUUUUUUUUAACCCUACUGUUUUUGGUUUAACCCGCUCCACGGAACCAGACUGACGCGCGCCCGAGUCGCGCGCUACACUGGUGGGCAGAGCGCCGUGUCACGAGCUGAAGGUGUCAUGAAAAGAAGAAAACUCACUGGCGGACGGGAGGAGGACUAUUUAUAAGAGCGCGUAUGGGCAACAAAUGAGAAACUGGAUACAUAAAUUACUCGAUUGAAGAUGGCCAAAAACACAUCUCUUUAUUUUCGAAUUGUCGAAGGAAGGAACCUCCCAGCCAAAGACGUCUCUGGAACGAGUGAUCCUUACUGCAUCGUAAAAGUUGACAAUGAAGUUGUGGCCAGGACAGCUACAGUGUGGAAGAAUCUUAAUCCUUUCUGGGGAGAAGAGUACACGCUGCACCUCCCGAUGGGGUUCCACACACUGUCGUUUCUUGUCAUGGAUGAAGAUACUAUUGGCCACGAUGAUGUCAUUGGAAAGAUUACACUGGGCAAGGAAAUCAUUGGAUCUCAAGCCAAAGGGAUUGACAGCUGGCUGAACCUGACGAGGGUUGACCCUGAUGAAGAAGUCCAAGGUGAGAUCCACCUGAGUCUGGAGCUUCUGAGAGACAGAAAGAGGCGCAGGCUGCGUUGUCAAGUCAUUGAAGCCAGAGACCUGGCUCCGAGAGACAUUAGUGGAACAUCUGAUCCAUUUGCAAGAGUUCUUUUCAACAACCACAGUGCGGAGACCUCGAUUAUUAAGAAGACUCGAUUCCCUCACUGGGAAGAGACCUUGGACCUGGAGUUGGAUGCAGAGGAGCUCAGCGAAGAGGCGAUGGUUACCGUGGAAGUCUGGGACUGGGACAUGGUGGGAAAAAAUGACUUUCUGGGAAAGGUGGAAAUCCCUUUUGCUUGUUUGCACAAGACCCCUCGGUUAGAGGGCUGGUUUCGUUUGCUACCUUUGGGAAACAAUGAGGUUGAUGCUGGUGGGAAGCUGGGGGCACUGCGUCUGAAAGUGCGUUUGGUGGAGGAUCAGAUCUUACCAUCCAUGUACUACCAGCCACUUAUUGACCUGCUGGUUGAGUCGGUAAUCUCCCCCGCAGAGGUGGAGGACAGCAGUGCCCUGAGCAUGCUGGAGGAGGUGACCAUCGUUGAGAGCAGACAGGAUGUUGCAAUGACUCUGGUGAAGAUCUACCUGGGACAAGGCCUUGUGGUGCCAUUCCUUGAUUACCUGAACACCCGGGAGGUCAACCAUACAACGGAUCCCAACACUUUAUUUCGCUCCAACUCUCUUUCCUCCAAAGCCAUGGAGCAGUUCAUGAAGGCUGUUGGCAUGCUCUAUCUGCAUGAAGUGUUGAAACCCAUCAUCAAUCGCAUCUUUGAUGAGAGGAAGUACAUUGAACUGGACCCGUGUAAGAUCGACUUAAACCGCACAAGACGAAUUUCAUUUAAGGGUGCAGUGUCUGAGGCAGAGAUUCGGGACAGCAGCGUAGAGAUGCUGCAGACCUAUUUAACUAGCAUCAUCGAAUCAAUCGUGGCUUCAGUCGAUCAGUGUCCUCCGGUUAUGAGAGUGGCCUUCAAACAGCUGCACAAGAGAGUAGAGGAGCAAUUCUCUGAGCCCGAGAACGAGGAUGUAAAAUAUUUGGCUAUCGGUGGAUUCUUCUUCCUACGUUUUUUCGCUCCUGCUAUCCUCACACCUAAACUGUUCCACCUGAGAGACCAGCAUGCCGACACUCGUACGAGCAGAACACUCUUACUACUGGCCAAGGCGUUACAAAGUGUUGGAAACUUAGGCCUUCAGCUGGGUCAUGGGAAAGAGCAGUGGAUGGCUCCUCUUCAUCCCAUCAUUCUUCGCAGCGUGGCCUCUGUCAAGGACUUCCUAGACAAGCUGAUCGACAUAGAUCAUGACAUUGUGUCUUCGGUGCCCCAGAGGGCCGUAUUCAUGCCGUCAGUGACAGUCAAGGAGGGAUACCUCCACAAAUACAAAGCAGAGGGACCACAGCUGCUCUCUCGCUUCGCCUUUAAGAAACGCUACUUCUGGUUGACUAGUGAGUCAUUGUCCUAUGCCAAGACUUCUGACUUGCAGGUGCGCUCUUCAAUCCCCGUUCAGUGUGUGUGUGCCGUGGAGAGGGUGGAUGAAAACGCCUUCCAGCAGCAGAACGUAAUGCAGGUCAUCACUCAGGAUGACGACGAUGGACGGAUGCACACCAUGUACAUCCAGUGCAAGAAUGUGAAUGAGCUGAACCAGUGGCUGUCUGCGAUAAGGAAAGUCAGCAUCUACAAUGUGCACAUGCUGCCCUCCUUUCAUCCGGGCGUUCAUCGUGGUGGCAAAUGGACCUGCUGCCUGCAGGCGGACCGUGCCGUUACAGGCUGCAGCAGAACCCACUCAGCUGUGACUCUGGGUGACUGGAGUGACCCGCUGGAUCCUGACGUGGAGAGUCAGAUGAUUUACAAGCAGCUCCUCCAGGGCAAAGACAAACUCAGCUCCACAUGGAGUCAUAAAUAUAUCUGUCACUACAUGAAAAAGGCAGAACAGCCUCCAGAGAGGGGGCUGUGGCAAUCUGAUAAGAUUCUGUCUGAUACUGCAGGGAAAAAUAUGUGGAGAUGCCUGAAGCUGAUCAGACAUCGAGCAAUAAAGAAAACAGGAUCCAUGCUGGCAUUCACCCAGAUGGCGCAGAGUGCAACGUUCAGAUGAUGAAGCCAGGUCAGAGUGUUGCUGCUCGGCUGCUGGCGGUGAUUGAGGAUCUGGAGCAGGCUCACGCCGCCUUCCAACAUCGGGAAAAAGAGGACACCUCCUGUGUGAUUCUGAAUUCCUAGUCUGCACAGAGAUCUAUCACCGCCUGAUGGCGGUGUGUAGACGUUAAGGGAGGAGGAGCUGCACACUCUCUUGAUUGUAACAGAGGAAAAAGUGUCCACAUGGUGCAACCUCCUUCAGCGUCUUUUCUACAUUUAGUUCUGCUAUAAAGAGACUCCGCUGCUUUUGAUCUUUUGUAUUCUCCGAGUGCCACCAACGACAACGUCAGGAGAAGGUGAUAAGAGGGUGGAGAACUUUAAAGCAUGAUCUGACUUCUUGUUUGUUUCUGUAGAUAACAAUCAAUCCAUUGCAUGACUUGCUUACACUUGUUAAAUGUGAAAAUAAGCUUUUAUAUUUAAAGAAAAUGUACAGAAUUUCAGUCAUUCAAUUUUAUGCAAAAAAAAAAAACAAAGAAAAGAAAAGAAA
Messenger RNA from Nothobranchius furzeri (turquoise killifish), 3394 nucleotides. RefSeq names its product rasGAP-activating-like protein 1. NCBI's taxonomy places the organism in Eukaryota, Metazoa, Chordata, Actinopteri, Cyprinodontiformes, Nothobranchiidae. Gene Ontology annotation, biological process: negative regulation of Ras protein signal transduction; cellular response to calcium ion; regulation of GTPase activity. The record is from RefSeq and is a predicted model, not a curated record. Gene Ontology annotation, molecular function: GTPase activator activity.